CCAGUUAUCGAAAAAAAGUGAAGCGUAAAAACUAAACGGUACUUGGAAAAUUUACUUUGCCUGUGUGCGUGCUUCUGUUUAUGAAAACUACGUUUUUAAGCAUUUGCAAUUGAUGCAACGUUGCUUUGGAAGGCAAGAAAACACCAAGUGGAAACGCCCGGGUGGCGGAAAUCGACUUCCAGUGCGCGAGUGCGAGAUUGUGUGUGUUUCGUUCCGUCCUCUGGUGUCUGGCACCUUAACACAACAACAACUACAGCAGCAGCAGCAACAACAACAAUAGCAAGCAGCAACAACAACACACGCACAAUAAUAAGAAGGCCUGUGACGUUGUCGCUGCCGUCACCAUCUAAAGGAAAAUACCAAAACGAGUAGGAAAACAAACCGCAGUGCAGUAGGGAAAGCAAAAGUCGGGUUUUUUUUUUUACAAAACUAGGUCCCUCAUUAGCUUGUCCCUAGGGUUAGUGAAACAGCCUCAACACGAAUUACCUACCGUUUGUUCUUCAGCGGCGAUCGACUGUGGUUGCCAGCGCCCCAGCGCCAGGAUCUGCCUCUAGGAUCCCGGAAUCGCCCACCACCACAGGGAGCAACAUCAUUAACAUCAUCUACAGCCAAUCCACCCAUCCAAACAGCAGCCCCACCAGCGGCAGUGCAGAGAAAUUCAGCUGGCAGCAAUCCUGGCCAAGCAGGACCUCCGCGGCCCCUACACACGAUUCCGGAACCAUGUCAAUAAACACAACUUUCGACCUCAGCUCGCCCAGCGUUACAUCGGGUCAUGCGCUUACGGAACAGACUCAGGUCGUAAAGGAGGGGUGGCUGAUGAAGAGGGGCGAGCACAUAAAGAACUGGCGCCAGCGCUACUUCGUGCUCCACUCCGAUGGAAGACUGAUGGGUUACCGCAGCAAGCCGGCAGAUAGUGCCAGCACGCCAUCGGACUUCCUGCUCAACAACUUUACGGUGCGCGGCUGCCAGAUCAUGACCGUCGAUCGGCCCAAGCCAUUCACCUUCAUCAUCCGCGGCCUGCAAUGGACCACGGUAAUCGAAAGGACAUUUGCCGUCGAAUCAGAAUUAGAGCGCCAGCAGUGGACGGAGGCCAUUCGCAACGUAUCCAGCCGGCUCAUAGAUGUGGGUGAGGUGGCUAUGACGCCAUCUGAACAGACAGACAUGACAGACGUGGACAUGGCCACCAUUGCCGAGGACGAGCUUUCCGAGCAGUUCUCCGUACAGGGAACGACUUGUAAUAGCAGCGGCGUUAAGAAAGUGACUUUGGAGAAUUUUGAGUUCCUCAAGGUGCUCGGCAAGGGCACCUUUGGUAAGGUUAUUUUGUGUCGCGAGAAGGCUACCGCCAAGCUGUACGCGAUCAAAAUUCUUAAAAAGGAAGUUAUUAUCCAAAAGGACGAGGUGGCCCAUACCCUGACCGAGAGUCGUGUGCUCAAGUCCACAAAUCAUCCGUUCCUCAUUUCACUCAAAUAUUCGUUUCAAACCAACGACCGCCUGUGUUUUGUGAUGCAGUACGUGAACGGUGGCGAGCUCUUUUGGCAUUUAAGCCACGAACGCAUAUUUACUGAGGAUCGAACACGUUUCUAUGGGGCAGAGAUCAUUUCUGCUCUGGGCUAUCUGCAUUCACAGGGCAUAAUUUAUCGCGACUUAAAGCUGGAAAAUCUUUUGCUGGACAAAGAUGGUCACAUAAAGGUCGCAGACUUCGGUCUGUGCAAGGAGGACAUCACCUACGGCCGCACAACGAAAACCUUCUGCGGUACACCGGAAUACCUAGCUCCGGAAGUAUUAGAUGACAAUGAUUAUGGCCAAGCGGUGGACUGGUGGGGCACUGGCGUGGUCAUGUACGAGAUGAUCUGUGGUCGUCUUCCGUUUUACAAUCGUGAUCAUGAUGUGCUCUUUACAUUGAUUUUGGUGGAGGAGGUAAAAUUCCCGCGUAAUAUCACAGAUGAGGCGAAAAAUCUGUUAGCAGGCCUUCUAGCUAAGGAUCCCAAAAAGCGUUUGGGAGGUGGAAAGGAUGAUGUCAAGGAGAUACAAGCACAUCCAUUCUUUGCGAGUAUUAACUGGACAGAUCUAGUGUUGAAAAAAAUACCGCCGCCUUUCAAGCCUCAGGUGACAUCCGAUACGGAUACAAGGUACUUCGACAAGGAGUUUACGGGAGAGAGUGUGGAGUUGACGCCGCCGGAUCCCACUGGCCCGUUGGGCUCCAUAGCCGAAGAGCCGCUUUUCCCGCAGUUCAGCUACCAAGGAGACAUGGCCUCCACGUUGGGCACCUCGUCGCACAUUAGUACUUCCACAAGUCUCGCAUCGAUGCAAUAGAACAAGUUUACAAACUUUUACCAGCACACAUCAUGUUCUGCUUCAUCACCUAUUACUAUACUAUACCUAUAACACAUAGAAAUGGGCAAAAGAAAACAACAGCAAGAAUAUAUUAAAUAUUAAUUAUACCAUGAUAACGAAGGCAAGCAAAGGGUUUUCUUGCUAGUUUAUAUACACCAAUAAUAAGAGAAUUGAAUUGAUAGUAACUUAUUUUUGUAUAAUGAGAAAGGGAACGUUGAACGAAAGGGCAACAGCCGAAGCCGAGGAAAAUAAUUUACUACAUAUGAUUAUACACAUAUAUAUAAAUAUAUAUAUAUAUAUAUAUAUAAUUAUAUAUACAACUAAAUAUAACACUUGGGGCAUAGCGCUUGAAGUGAUUAGUUAAUUUUAAACGCAAGGAAAACAUUUAACCAAGCGACUUAGAGCGACUUAGUGCUAGGAUAAAGCAUGCAUCAUCGGAUCGCAUCCUCUAGGGGUCGCUUAAGCUGAUUGAUUAUACAGAUUAUUCACGCAGACAGCACUCACACAGCCACUUAGCAUAUAGCGAACAUGAAGUUUAGUUAACUUGACAGCAACAAAUCGAAAUACACAUAUUCAACAACCGCCCCCACAUGCAACACUCGUAUAUAUAAAUUAUUUAUACUCCAAAGAAGCAAAAAAGAAACAGAAACAAUUACAAGUUAUAUAUAAUGUUAAAAUUGCCUCUAAUGUGCUGUGCUUUAUGCAAAACUACAACAACAGAAACAAACAAACUAAUAGUUAAUAAACGAGGGAAACAUACAUCAAUGCAGUUUAUAGGCGCCAAUAAUUAGCAAGCAACUAAAAGUUAUAUUCAGGCAGAAACAUAUUUCGAAACAAUAACGGCAACAGCAAAAUGAUUACAAUUGACGCCAUUUUUUAUUAUAAUUUUUUACGAAAAAUAUAUAUUUGUAAAUAUUUAUAAAAAAAAAGCAAAAACUCAAGAGUAAAUGCAAAAAAAAAACAAAGGAUGUAUGUGUCGUGUGGAAAAUGGAAGUCACCAUUUGAGGCCACAGAAAAGGUUUAACCUUUGACACAAUAAAAAAUGUAUCUUUGUCAUUUCAUUUUUGGCAUUGAAAAGUUCAUAACAAGUUUUGUAUACUUAGAGCAAGUCAGCAAAAAAUAUAUAUAAAUCAACCACAACAGACUUACAAAUAGUUCCAAAAGGAAGAUUAAAAAUUAUAUAAACAGAAAAAAAACCUAAAAGAAAAUAAAGAAUUUUUGAUAUUUUUAUAUGCGCAAUAAAAACAAAAAUCAAGAAUAAAACGAAACAAAAAGUUAUUUUAUAUUUCGUAAAGAAAACAAAAUAAAUAUUGUAAAUAAAAAUUAUUAAAUAAAAUCAAGUUCGGGAAUUUCAACUGAAAACAAAGAAAUUGAAAGCAUAAUCUCUCUUCUAAAUGUUAAACGAAACCUAUCACUCGAUGAUUACAAUAAACAGCAAAUCGAAAACGAAGGGAUAUAGAAACGAAAAGAAAAUGCCAAAGAAGCGGCGAAGUUAGGUGGAACUCGAGGAGAACCGAGAAUUGAGGAGCCAGCAAGUCGGGAUGUUUCGGUUGGAGUCUUGGACAUGUGACGAUGAUGGUUCCAAAUCAUGACUAGGAACGAACUAACUAGCUAAAGCCAGCCUAUGCUGAGGAGAGAUAUCAGAUAGCUCCGAUUGAACCAAUCUUUAUAUCCUUGAACAGCUUAAAGUCCUUGCUUUCUGCUCACCAAGUUUGCGGCUGACAUCUAGGCUAGCCAAUAUCAAUCUCAGAUCGAUCAAGCAAUACAUAGACAAAAUAUAGAACCCCUAAGCAUGGCUUAAUAGACAUACAACCCGAGAAUCGACUUCAACAAGCCCAAUAACCCUUCUGACAGACUCGUUAGGCAAGUCUGCCAGCCAAGGGGCAACCAGCUAGAAAUCUAAAGCAAAGACUUAGAAAUCGGUUAGGGACAUCCGAAGCAAAUUGAAUACUAGCCUUAGUGAACGUCAACAUCUCUGGUAUCCCAAAUCGAAGCAUUUUCUACCCGUCGAAGGGGACGAAAGAGACCUUUCAAAAUAGUUGUCUAAGUUUACUGAGUUGUGUGAGACAAUUUUUGGUUUCGAUUAAAAAAAAAAAAACAAAAACUUACACGAACUGCAAACUACAAUGUGUUCUAAAGCGAUAUAAUAAAACAACAUGGUUUAAAAUUGACUAUAUAUAGAAAGAAACCGAGAGAGAUAUAACCAGUCAGAUCAUAGAUCAUCUCGAGCAACUUGAGUUGUUUUUUGUAUUGUAAAAUAGAAAAAGAUAAACCCGUUCCAACAACCGAGAUCCAGAUCCAGAUCCAGCCCCCAAUACUAACCGAAAAUUUGAUUAGGAGUAAUUUUUGAUAGGCGAAAAUGCGAGUUUCGCACAGUUUUAAUUAUUAAUUAUAUUAAAUAAAGAUAAUAAUGACUAAGCUGAUUUAUAAAACGAUUCAAGAUCGAACUAAAACAUACAUAUACAUGCAUUCAAACCAAGUUUAUUAUACAGUGAAAACAUAAUAAUAAAACUACAUAAAACCAAACUACUAUGC
Molecule: messenger RNA, 4869 nt
Organism: Drosophila melanogaster (fruit fly)
Lineage: Eukaryota; Metazoa; Arthropoda; Insecta; Diptera; Drosophilidae
Gene: Akt
Product: Akt kinase
Exons: 7
Coding region: 721-2313 (530 amino acids)
Biological process (GO): regulation of synaptic assembly at neuromuscular junction; intracellular signal transduction; insulin receptor signaling pathway
Cellular component (GO): plasma membrane; cytosol; neuronal cell body
Molecular function (GO): protein serine/threonine kinase activity; kinase activity; ATP binding
Source: RefSeq, marked reviewed